AUGAAAGGAAAUGAAAAACGGGACACGGAGAAUCAUACUUCUGUGGAUGGAUACACAGAACCACACAUCCAGCCUACCAAAUCAAGUAGCAGACAGAACAUUCCCCGGUGUAGAAACUCCAUUACGUCAGCAACAGAUGAACAGCCUCACAUUGGAAAUUAUCGAUUACAGAAAACAAUAGGGAAAGGAAAUUUUGCCAAAGUGAAAUUGGCAAGGCAUGUUCUAACUGGCAGAGAGGUUGCUGUGAAAAUAAUAGACAAAACUCAGCUAAAUCCUACCAGUCUUCAAAAGUUGUUCCGAGAAGUACGAAUCAUGAAGAUACUGAAUCAUCCUAAUAUAGUAAAAUUAUUUGAAGUUAUUGAAACAGAGAAGACCCUCUAUUUAGUCAUGGAAUACGCCAGUGGGGGUGAAGUAUUUGAUUACUUAGUUGCCCAUGGAAGAAUGAAAGAGAAAGAGGCCCGUGCAAAAUUUAGGCAGAUUGUAUCAGCUGUACAAUAUUGUCAUCAAAAAUGCAUUGUUCAUCGUGAUCUUAAGGCCGAAAACCUUCUUCUUGAUGCUGAUAUGAAUAUUAAAAUUGCUGACUUUGGUUUUAGUAAUGAAUUUACCGUUGGGAACAAAUUGGACACAUUUUGUGGAAGCCCCCCCUAUGCUGCUCCCGAGCUUUUCCAAGGGAAGAAGUACGAUGGCCCUGAAGUGGACGUGUGGAGUCUUGGCGUCAUUCUUUACACAUUAGUCAGUGGCUCGUUGCCAUUUGAUGGCCAGAACUUAAAGGAACUGCGGGAGCGAGUCUUACGAGGGAAAUACCGUAUUCCCUUCUAUAUGUCCACAGACUGUGAAAAUCUUCUAAAGAAAUUAUUAGUGUUGAAUCCAAUCAAAAGAGGCAGCUUGGAACAAAUAAUGAAAGAUCGUUGGAUGAAUGUUGGUCAUGAAGAAGAAGAACUGAAGCCAUAUACAGAACCCGAACCAGACUUCAAUGACACAAAAAGAAUAGAUGUCAUGGUCACCAUGGGUUUUGCACGAGAUGAAAUAAAUGAUGCCUUAAUAAAUCAAAAAUAUGAUGAAGUUAUGGCUACCUAUAUUCUUCUAGGUAGAAAGCCACCUGAAUUUGAAGGAGGUGAGUCUUUAUCCAGCGGAAACCUGUGUCAGAGGUCGCGGCCCAGCAGCGACUUAAAUAACAGCACCCUUCAGUCCCCCGCUCACCUGAAGGUCCAGCGAAGCAUAUCAGCAAACCAGAAGCAACGUCGUUUUAGCGAUCACGCGGGCCCAUCCAUUCCUCCUGCCGUAUCCUAUACCAAAAGGCCGCAGGCAAACAGUGUGGAAAGCGAACAGAAAGAGGAAUGGGACAAAGAUGUAGCUCGUAAACUUGGCAGCACGACAGUUGGAUCCAAAAGUGAGAUGACUACAAGUCCUCUUGUAGGGCCAGAAAGAAAAAAGUCAUCAACUAUUCCAAGUAACAAUGUAUAUUCUGGAGGUAGCAUGGCAAGGAGGAAUACAUACGUCUGCGAACGGACCACAGAUCGAUAUGUGGCGAUGCAGAAUGGAAAAGACAGCAGCCUUACGGAGAUGUCUGCAAGCAGCCUGUCUUCCGCAGGCUCUGCGGUGCCCUCAGCACGACCGCGCCACCAGAAAUCCAUGUCUACUUCCGGCCACCCGAUUAAAGUUACACUGCCAACCAUUAAAGACGGCGCUGAAGCGUACCGACCUGGUACAACGCAGAGAGUGCCUGCUGCCUCCCCGUCUGCCCACAGUAUUAGUGCCACCACUCCAGACCGAACGCGCUUUCCCCGAGGGAGCUCCAGCCGAAGCACUUUCCACGGUGAACAGCUCCGGGAGCGCCGCAGUGCUGCGUACAAUGGACCACCUGCUUCACCUUCCCAUGAAACGGGGGCAUUUUCACAUGCCAGGAGGGGGACGUCUACUGGCAUCAUCAGCAAAAUCACAUCCAAAUUUGUCCGCAGGGAUCCAAGUGAAGGCGAAGCCAGUGGCAGAGCCGACACCUCAAGAAGUACAUCAGGAGACCCCAAAGAAAGAGACAAAGAAGAGGGUAAAGACUCCAAACCGCGUUCUCUGCGGUUCACGUGGAGCAUGAAGACCACUAGUUCAAUGGACCCCAAUGACAUGAUGCGAGAAAUCCGGAAAGUGUUAGAUGCAAAUAACUGUGAUUACGAACAAAAGGAGAGGUUCUUGCUCUUCUGUGUCCAUGGAGACGCCAGACAGGACAGCCUCGUGCAGUGGGAGAUGGAAGUCUGCAAGCUGCCGCGGCUGUCCCUUAACGGCGUCCGCUUCAAGCGGAUAUCGGGAACAUCUAUUGCCUUUAAGAACAUUGCCUCCAAAAUAGCAAAUGAGCUUAAGCUGUAAAGCAGCCCACGCUGACAGGAUCAGGGAAGAUACCGCCCAUCUCUGAGGUACAGUUUUUGAAUGUACUGGUAAUGCCGAAUGUGAUUGGCCUGUGAAACUCCCUCUGUAGACUCUGCCCUUAAUGCAAUAAGGUUAUACAUAGUUAUGAACUGUAAAAUUAAAGUCAGUAUGAACUAUAAUAAAUAUCUCUAGCUAUAAAGCCUAGGUUCACAUGUACAGGUAAGUAUAUCGUGUAUUUCUGUUCAUUUUCUGUUCAUAGAGUUGUAUAAUAAAACAAAUGAUUGCUUCAAAACCUGUAUAGUUGUCUAGAUUUCUGCAUAUAGAUGUAUGUCUAAAUGCUUUGAGUUGAAAAUGUUCUCCGUGUUAUUUACAUUUUGGUGGGUUUUUAAAAAUUCUUACCUCUAUCAUGCAGUUUUGAAAAUUGUGUCCAGAAUUAAAAGUACACAAAAAAAUAGUCUUUAUGAUUACAGCAUGGACUUUUAAACAUUAUUUUUAAAUCCUAUAUACAUUGAAAGCAGAAGCUGACAAAUAGGUCAGCUCUUACUACACACUGAUUCUUCCUGCUUCCCUUUGCUUGUACUAGUGGUCAAACAAGGGUUAGUUGAAAAGAUUAAAAAAUGUUUACAGUGUUGGCUCUUAGUUUUCAAGAUAAAGUACACGGAAAUACAGAUUAGCUUUGCCACAAGCUUAAUUAAGAAGUACUGGGAAGAAAAAUUAAGCAUAGAUAAACUUUCUUUUGAACUUCAACGUGUUUUCCAGCCCUCUGCUAAUGUUAGCAGCAAACUUAUGAAGAGUAACUCCUUCCAGUGAUUGUGAUGUAGCUCUCCCUUAGAUGUGCUGCCUUCAGAACACCCUAAACUCACUUCAGGGUACACUAUGGGACAGCUUCAUAGCACAGGCUCACUUUCCAGUGUUGAUCAAUGCAGCAGUUAAGAAAUAAUGCCACCUCAGGAAUUAACUGGCAUUGGCAACAUUUGCCUCAUUCUCUUUCCAUCCUCCUCAUCCAUCCUCUGCCACGGUAAUACCUGUAAGUACUUAAGAGACUUUUGAGCAAAACAUGCUAUUUAUAUAACAGUAAUAUGAUUGAUUUAUGCUUAUGUGGUUGUUGGAUUUGUUUCCAUGUAACCUGUUUGUUUUUAAUAUUUUGCCAGAUUUCCUGUAUUUAUUCCACAUCAUUAUGCCUAUAAUGUGGAGCUUUGUCAUUGGGCGUUUGUCUACUUUUCUUUCAUAGCUAGUGAUAUAUGCGAUGUAAGACCACUAGUAAAGGUACAUUUUAAUACUUGUUAUUUUAUACUGACUUAACCUCAGAGGUUGACUGUGCAAUGUUAUUUAAUGUUGUAAUUACUGUAAUAGCGACACGCGGGCCCCAUCUGUACACUCCUGAGAGAUGGAAAGUGUAUUCAGAUUUCUUCAUUUUAAAGAGAAAGUCAAGCCGUGAUGAAUACUGUAAACCCAACCUGCACUAGGGAGCUCGGCGUGCAGGUGACGUGCCAUUCCACAGUGGCUUCAGACUAGGGUGAAUUUGACACUGCGCUGUGCUGUGAUGUAGCUUUCUUCUGUAACACUUCGGUUCCAAAAUGAAAUGGAUUUUUGCCUUAGCAAAGGGUGGUGUUUGGAAAAACAGAAACAAAACUGUGUAGCCCCUUUUUAACCUAGUGUUCGUUCCAAAAAAUUGAUGCAAAUCUUUAUUCACUUUCACUGGUGCACACUGAAAUUUUACUUGAACCGUUCUCAUAAUAAAGCACUUGUCUUUUGCUCUUUA
Echinops telfairi (small Madagascar hedgehog) is the source of this 4120-nucleotide messenger RNA. It is a transcript of the gene MARK1, whose product is annotated as microtubule affinity regulating kinase 1. Lineage: Eukaryota; Metazoa; Chordata; Mammalia; Afrosoricida; Tenrecidae. Gene Ontology annotation, cellular component: cytoplasm. The transcript has 19 exons. The record is from RefSeq and is a predicted model, not a curated record. Gene Ontology annotation, biological process: protein phosphorylation; microtubule cytoskeleton organization; intracellular signal transduction. Gene Ontology annotation, molecular function: protein serine/threonine kinase activity; tau-protein kinase activity; ATP binding. Bases 1 to 2358 code for a protein of 785 amino acids.